Messenger RNA from [Candida] anglica, 1423 nucleotides. NCBI's taxonomy places the organism in Eukaryota, Fungi, Ascomycota, Pichiomycetes, Serinales, Debaryomycetaceae. The record is from the annotation of a GenBank genome assembly.
AUGAUGUACACACGUUGUAUUGCAUUAUUGGUUUUCCUUGUCUUGGCUAUUUGUGAAUCGCCAGAAGGUUGUCUUCCUCGUGGGAUUAGCCUUAAUGGGUUCCAAACUAAAUUAUAUCCGUACACAAAUCAGGAUGGGACUACCUUGAAAAUCUUGGACUAUGUUUCAGUUGGGUAUGCCGAAAAUCCUCUGUACUAUACAAUUGCUGCAAAUAGUGGGUAUGGAUUUAGUUGGCAGAACUCAACUGACAUUUGGUACCAUGGAGUAGGCUAUGAUUUUGUGUAUGGGUAUAACACAACCAUAUCCAACUUCACCAUGGAAAUUACAGGAUAUUAUUUUGCCAAACUUGAUGGUGACUACACAAUAUCAUUAAGUCAGAUUGAUGAUUCUGCAGCAUUAUUUAUUGGUGAUGGUGUUGCAUUUGCUUGUUGUAAUUCGAGUCCCAUUGUUGGAACGGCAGUCCCUUUAUUAUUCACUUAUGACAAGGUUGAGGUAUCAUCUAAAGUUACAUUGAUUGGUAACACGUACUAUCCUAUUCGGAUUGUCUAUACUAAUGCAGCUGGUACCAUUGGGUUCUUUCCCUAUUCCCUAUAUCACAGAUCCAUUAGGAGUACGUCUGGAUAUAUCAUCUGGUUCUGUGGUUUUUGAAGAAUCUGAUUGUUUAGUUUCAAGUUCGUCGAUUAGUAUGGAGUCCUCUACUGUAAGUUCUUCAAGUGAUAGUUCUUCAAGUGAUAGUUCAACAAUUGAAAGUUCGGCAAGUGAAAGCUCGACAAGCCCUACAAUCUCCAUAAGUGAUACGGGUUCUACAAGUUAUACAAGCUCGUUUGCAACCUCUACGGAAUCUUUUAAAAGUGAUAUCAGCAGUUCAUACACCAGUACCUCUAUUACUUCUUUGCUUUCCUCAAGUACGAACCAUCUUGGUACAAGCUCUUCAAACUUCUCCUCAUCCACGAGCUCCUUGGGUGUUAGCUCCACUACAACUUAUAUAACUUCUUCUAUCGACUUGGAUGAAACCACAUCAUCGUUCAGCUCAUCAGUUCCAACGACAAUGGGAAAACUGAGCAGUGAGUAUCACGCAACUUCAUACAUUAACUCAACUAUUUCGAUUACUGUUAUUGAAAUCAUAAUCUGUUCAGAGAGUAUAUGCGCAACAUUUACCCAAACUAGUGAAAUAGUAGUUAUCACCACAACUGUAUCUGACGAUUUAACGACAUAUACAACUUACUGUCCUCUCUCUGGUGUACUUUCUGACACACCAGCUUCCCUAUAUACAAGUCCUUCACUGAUAACUUCAGGAAAGGGCUAUAUUUCUUCAUUACUGACUUCGAUCCCUACUAUUUUAUCUUCCAUUAACGACACUAGCUCUAACAGUCCAUGGAUAAUGGCUAUUUUUAUAGAAUUAGUAGCUGCAAUGUUUUUCUAA